Molecule: messenger RNA, 2205 nt
Organism: Prorocentrum cordatum
Lineage: Eukaryota; Dinophyceae; Prorocentrales; Prorocentraceae
Source: the annotation of a GenBank genome assembly
CCCUGGGGCAGGGGUCCAAGAGAGGAGGGGGAUCCCCUUCGGCCCGCUCUUGCGGCGUGGCUUGGCUUUCCUCCUUGGCUGGGACGCCAGGGCCGGCGCAGGCGUGGUUGCAGUCGGCGCCCUCCGGCAGAAGCGGCCGCGGCGAGCACCGGGGAGGACGGGCUGGCGCCCAUGCCUGGCGCCCCGGUAUGUCUGGGACUACCUGCUGUGGCCCGCAGCCGCAGCGUUUUUGGGCGGGCUGGCGUUGUACCCUUUCGCCGCACAGAUGGUCGCCGCCAAUCUCGACAAGGUCGCCUUGGAAAUCGUCCGAGGCGAUGUCUCCCAAUUCAUGCAGAACUUCUUCAAUUAUAAUGGUCUUCUGUUUUCAUUCUUCGCGUCGACGACGUACUCCUUCCUCUACGGCCAGCAGGAGAGCCUCUACCUCGCGAUGUACGCCGAGGUUUCGGAGGCCCGGUCCCUCGUGGAGCAGCUGACGCUGGUGAGCCAGGGCAGGCCCAAGUACAAGGCCCUCCUCGAGAGCAUGCAGAUCUACAUGCAGGAGCUGCUCCUGGGUGUCCGCUACGGCUGCCCCCCCGCGGUGCUGCUGUCGGCGAAGCCCGUGAACGACCCACUGGAGAAUAUACUCUACCUGACCUCUAUCGGCACGCCUUCGGUGGUGUACGACACGGUGCGGAGCCUACGGCAGGCCCGCGGUGCGCGGCUGGGCGCCACGCAGCGCAAGCUCCCCGACGAGCACUUCGUGCUGCUCUGCGUGCUGGGGGCGCUCGAGCUGCUGGUCUUCCCGCUGCUCGGCGCCGGCAUGGCGGGCUACGAGGAGCCGGGCCUCGCCUCCGCGCCCGGGCACCUGCUCUCGGUGCAGGCCUGCAUCUUCGCCGCGCUGGCCGCCGGCGUGGUGCUCACCCUGCAGAUCAUCCAGGACCUGCGCAGCCCCACGGCGGGCCUCUACAGCCUGGACGUGAUCCUCGAGAAGAUGGUCCAGGGCAUGCGGGAGGAGCUGGACCGGCGGAUCCGCUGCGCGCCGAAGGGGGUGGCCCCGGGCGUGACGGCCUCCGAGGUCCAGCAGCUCACCGCCAGCCUGGAGGCGGGGAGCGGGGACCUGGCCGAGGCGCGCUCGGAGGGCCUGCUGCGCAGCCAGCUUCAACAGCUGCCCGAGCCCGGCCUCGACGCCGCGUCCUGGGCGUCCUUCCAGCCCAUGGGUGACGGGAGCGCGGCGACGAAGCUGCUCCAGACGGCCGGUGUGGCCACCCUGUGUGCGCUGGUGUACCCGCUCGUGGUCGAUCUGCUCGAGCCCCUGAUCUCCAAGGAGGCCCUGCUGGCCAUACGCGAGGACAACAACGCGCAGUGGCUGCAGAACUUCUUCACCGGCAUAGGCUUCAUAUUCUCGCUGUUCGUGGCGCAGACGUUCGGCUUCCUGUACAGCCAGCAGGAGCAGCUGUACCUGGCCCUGUACUCCGAGGUGUCCGAGGCGAAGGCGCUCCUGGAGCAGCUGUCGCUGGUGUGUCGGACCCGCCCGUUCUACCGGGACAUGCUGCAGGAGCUGCAGAAGUACGUGCGCGGCGACCUGGAGCAGCUCGGCCGCAGCCCGGCGGGGCUGCUGGCCGGGUCCGCGGGCCAACGGGACCCUCUGGAGAGCGUGCUGUACGCCACCUCCGUCGGCGUGCCUGGGGCGGUGUACGAGACGGUGAAGGGCCUCCGGCAGGCUCGCGGCGCGCGGCUGGGGGCCCUGCAGAAGAAGUUGCCGGAGCAGCAUUUCGCGCUGUUGGCGAUCCUGGGCGCGCUUGAGCUCUCCAUAUUCCCCGUGCUGUCCGUCGGCUGCGCGGCGCUCGACUCCGCGGGGCCCCUGGGCUCCAACGCGGCUCCUGGGCACAUCACCUUCCUGCACGCGGUGCUCUUCGGCGUGAUGACUUUCGCGGUGACCCUCACGCUGCUGGUGCUCCGGGAUCUCUACAGCCCGGUGGGGGACACAUACAACAUGUCGGAGGCUGCCAGAGGUGACCCACGUUUGAUGCUGUUGUUUGCUCCUCCGGCAUCGCCGCCCUGCCGGCCCGCGCCGCCGCCGCCGAUCGGAGCGCUCCUGGUGCGGAGCGGAGCGCUGCGGGCGCCGCCCGGGGCGCUUGAGACGCUCGCAGAGGCAAGGGCCGUGCGACCGCCGCGGUCUGUGGCGCCCUUCGCGCGUCCCAGAUCACAGGGGCCAGCUCGAUCCGA